Zonotrichia leucophrys gambelii is the source of this 1055-nucleotide messenger RNA. It is a transcript of the gene PARK7, whose product is annotated as Parkinsonism associated deglycase. Gene Ontology annotation, molecular function: oxidoreductase activity, acting on peroxide as acceptor. Bases 184 to 753 code for a protein of 189 amino acids. Lineage: Eukaryota; Metazoa; Chordata; Aves; Passeriformes; Passerellidae. Gene Ontology annotation, biological process: response to oxidative stress; glycolate biosynthetic process; glyoxal metabolic process. The record is from RefSeq and is a predicted model, not a curated record. The transcript is spliced from 7 exons. Gene Ontology annotation, cellular component: nucleus; mitochondrion; cytoplasm.
CUCUCCGCGUUCCGAGAGCCCGUGAGAAAAGCGGAGCGUGCCGGCAGCGCGGGGGAGCGGCGGGGCGAGGCCGGGGCGGAGCGCGGGCGGUACCGGGGCCGGGGCGGAGCGCCCCAGAGCCGCCCGCGGCCCCGCUGAGCCCCUUCCUUCACAACCACCUCCCUCAUAGCAGCCCCUCAAGACAUGGCCUCCAAGAGAGCAUUGGUGAUCCUGGCUAAGGGGGCAGAGGAGAUGGAAACUGUAAUCCCCACUGAUGUUAUGAGAAGGGCUGGGAUCAAGGUGACUGUUGCAGGCCUAACAGGAAAAGAGCCAGUGCAGUGCAGUCGAGAUGUCUUCAUUUGUCCUGAUGCCAGUCUUGAAGAUGCCAGAAAAGAGGGGCCUUAUGAUGUUGUGGUCCUGCCUGGAGGGAACCUUGGGGCUCAAAACUUGUCUGAGUCUGCUGCUGUGAAAGACAUUUUGAAAGACCAGGAAAGCAGAAAAGGCCUGAUUGCUGCAAUAUGUGCAGGUCCUACUGCCCUUCUGGCCCAUGGCAUUGGGUAUGGAAGCAAAGUCACCACACAUCCUCUGGCCAAAGACAAAAUGAUGAAUGGGGCACACUACUCGUACUCGGAGAGCCGCGUGGAGAAGGACGGGAACAUCCUCACCAGCCGCGGGCCUGGCACCAGCUUUGAGUUUGGCUUGGCCAUCGUGGAAACUCUGCUGGGCAAGGAAGUGGCUGAACAGGUGAAGGCACCUCUAAUACUGAAAGAUUGAAAUCCUGGUGUGGGAGAGGCACUAGGAGAAAUUUAGAUGGAGAGUUUUAUCCUUUGUAGAAUAACUGUAAUGUGCACUGUUGUAAAUACACUUUAAUUGUGGGUGAAAUUAGUAACUGUACUUACCUGAACUGGGAUACCUUAACAAACCAAAGGUCUUCAUUUCUGGAAAAACAUCCUGUUAGCAAAGAGCUCUGUCACAAAAAACCAGCCAGCAUCUAAUAAUCCUAGUUAGUUCUUGGAUGACAUUUAAAAAUCACAUGGAAAAAUGUUUGCUGAGUAAAUAAAAAUAGAGCAUCCCUA